AUGGCCAACAUACCACGGCUGAGGGCUGUUCUAAAGAUCCGAGAAGUCAGCCCCAGGCUGUCACCCACCCUCUCCCCCUGUCUCUGCCCUGUGUCUGACUCCCCCUCAGCCAGCCCCAGGCUGUCACCCACCCUCUCCCCCUGUCUCUGCCCUGUGUCUGACUCCCCCUCAGCCAGCCCCAGGCUGUCAGACGGUGUUCUCUCCUGUCUCAAAGGUCAGACGGUGUUCUCUCCUGUCUCAAAGGUCAGACGGUGUUCUCUCCUGUCUCAAAGGUCAGACGGUGUUCUCUCCUGUCUCAAAGGUCAGACGGUGUUCUCUCCUGUCUCAAAGGUCAGACGGUGUUCUCUCCUGUCUCAAAGGUCAGACGGUGUUCUCUCCUGUCUCAAAGGUCAGACGGUGUUCUCUCCUGUCUCAAAGGUCAGACGGUGUUCUCUCCUGUCUCAAAGGUCAGACGGUGUUCUCUCCUGUCUCAAAGGUCAGACGGUGUUCUCUCCUGUCUCAAAGGUCAGACGGUGUUCUCUCCUGUCUCAAAGGUCAGACGGUGUUCUCUCCUGUCUCAAAGGUCAGACGGUGUUCUCUCCUGUCUCAAAGGUCAGACGGUGUUCUCUCCUGUCUAAAAGGUCAGACAGUGUUCUCUCCUCUCAAAGGUCAGACAGUGUUCUCUCCUCUCUCAAAGGUCAGACAGUGUUCUUUCCUCUCUCAAAGGUCAGACGGAGUUCUCUCCUGUCUCCUCAGUUCUCUCCUGUCUCCUCAGUUCUCUCCUGUCUCCUCAGUUCUCUCCUGUCUCCUCAGUUCACCCUGGAGCACGGUGUUCUCUCCUGUCUCCUCAGUUCACCCUGGAGCACGGUGUUCUCUCCUGUCUCCUCAGUUCUCUCCUGUCUCCUCAGUUCUCUCCUGUCUCCUCAGUUCACCCUGGAGCACGGUGUUCUCUCCUGUCUCCUCAGUUCUCUCCUGUCUCCUCAGUUCUCUCCUGUCUCCUCAGUUCACCCUGGAGCACGGUGUUCUCUCCUGUCUCCUCAGUUCUCUCCUGUCUCCUCAGUUCUCUCCUGUCUCCUCAGUUCACCCUGGAGCACGGUGUUCUCUCCUGUCUCCUCAGUUCUCUCCUGUCUCCUCAGUUCACCCUGGAGCACGGAGUUCUCUCCUGUCUCCUCAGUUCUCUCCUGUCUCCUCAGUUCACCCUGGAGCACGGAGUUCUCUCCUGUCUCCUCAGUUCACCCUGGAGCACGGAGUUCUCUCCUGUCUCCUCAGUUCACCCUGGAGCACGGAGUUCUCUCCUGUCUCCUCAGUUCACCCUGGAGCACGGAGUUCUCUCCUUUCACCCUGGAGCACGGUGUUCUCUCCUGUCUCCUCAGUUCACCCUGGAGCACAGUGUUCAUACAGAGGUACACAAGUCUACGAGCCUAG
This is a messenger RNA of Oncorhynchus keta (chum salmon), 1404 nucleotides long. RefSeq lists its product as uncharacterized. Lineage: Eukaryota; Metazoa; Chordata; Actinopteri; Salmoniformes; Salmonidae. The coding region runs from base 1 to 1404 and encodes 467 amino acids. The record is from RefSeq and is a predicted model, not a curated record. The transcript is spliced from 5 exons.